CUGACUGGUCACAUUUAACACCUGAAGACAUUUUAGUGUUAAACGUUUUCGUGAACUGACAAGAUGCGUGUAUUUGUGCUCUUCAUGUGCGCCUGGGCAUGCCAAGGGAGGGAGUUCGUGGAUAAAAUGGACCGCUACCUCAUCGCCUGCCACACCACCGACUUCACAUGCUUCAAACGCCAAUACACGGCGCUUAGAGACAACGUCCUUUUAGGCAAUGUGAAACUGGCCAUCGACAAUUUUGAGCCCUUCUCCGUGCAGUACGGUUCCGACUGCGUCAGGAUUGAAGGAUGGACUGAGAGUGAACUUAUUGGGAUUGGAAUGGACGGCAGCAGCAAGCAGCUGACCCUGGCUUUGGAGUUGCCCGUGUAUAUGAAACAAGUGAAGAACCUCACGAACUGCGCGAAGCCCGAGCUAGCGACGAUAUCGGUAACGUUCCCCUUCACUCUGCUCAAGAAGAAAGGCGACAUUUACCUCGUGUUGGACCAGGAAGAAGUGGACGCUCUCGUGGACAUCCCUGUGUAUAGACCAUGGUCACUAACUUGUUCUUCUUUAGAUGCCGAGGCUGCAGAAUUGAACCAGGCUUCUGACUGGGCGUACGACAUCGUGCAACACGUCGAGGCCGCUAGGGACUUCGCUGUACCCUUCACCGGCAGACUCCGUACCGCAUUUCAGAGAAUACCUCUUAAAAGACUGAUGUUGCUGUACCCUGAAGAAGAUUAUUCAGAUCUGCAGUUCGCUUUCAUAGACCCAAUCGUUCUUCUUUCAAAAUAAGGUUUAAACAAUUUAGA
This is a messenger RNA of Cydia splendana, 791 nucleotides long. RefSeq lists its product as uncharacterized. NCBI's taxonomy places the organism in Eukaryota, Metazoa, Arthropoda, Insecta, Lepidoptera, Tortricidae. The record is from RefSeq and is a predicted model, not a curated record. The transcript is spliced from 6 exons. Bases 64 to 774 code for a protein of 236 amino acids.